UCACACGCAGAGAGAGAGAGAGACGCGUGUUAUGUAUAUAUGCAUAUGCAUGGAUAUGUAUGGUGAUAUGUAUGGUGAUAACCGAAAGGAUAACAGUAUCAUGUAAAUAGGCACACGCGUUUAUCAUUACUACGUAGUGAAAGAAUUGUGUUAAUUACAAGAUUUGUAACUAACAACGAGCAGUGUGUUCCAUGCUAUGCUACACAUUUGAUAUCUAGCAAAAAAAAUGUAUCGCUCUAGAAAACUUCAACUUUUAUUGAAAACAAAGUUCCUAACCUCGAGGGUACGUUCGCACAGCGAAACUACGCAGAAUGAAAAGAAAAUCGACAAGAUACUUAUUGCAAAUAGAGGAGAAAUAGCGUGUCGAAUAUCACGGACGGCCAAAAGAUUAGGAAUAAAAACUGUAGCAGUAUACAGCGAUGUUGAGAGAAAUGCGAUGCAUGUGGAUCUUGCCGACGAAGCUUAUUGCAUUGGACCGGCGCAAUCUAGUCAAAGUUAUUUGAGACAAGAUAAAAUAAUAUCUGUUGCCAAACAAGCAAAAUGCCAAGCUAUACAUCCUGGGUAUGGUUUCCUUUCUGAAAAUGUAGAAUUUGCAGAACUUUGUCAAAAAGAAAGCAUUAUCUUUAUUGGACCUCCAGCGAGUGCAAUAAGAGACAUGGGUAUAAAAAGUAAAUCAAAGGAAAUUAUGGCCAAAGCCGGUGUACCGGUCAUACCAGGCUAUCACGGAGAUGAUCAGUCCAAUGAAACUUUAUUAUCAGAAGCGAGAAACAUUGGUUUUCCAUUGAUGAUAAAAGCUAUACGCGGCGGAGGUGGUAAAGGUAUGAGGAUUGUUUUAAAUGAUAAUGAAUUUUUUCAUGCUUUGGAAUCCGCAAGAACCGAGUCACAAAAAGCAUUCGGAGAUUCAGCCGUUCUAUUAGAACGAUAUGUUGACAAGCCAAGGCACGUGGAAGUUCAAAUAUUUGCGGACAAACACGGCGAUGCAGUUUAUUUAUUUGAGAGAGAUUGUUCUAUACAAAGGAGACAUCAAAAAGUUAUCGAAGAAGCACCCGCUCCUGGUAUAUCUAAAGAAUUACAAUUAGAAUUAGGCGAAACGGCUGUCCGUGCUGCAAAGGCUGUAGGUUACGUCGGAGCUGGUACUGUAGAAUUUAUAAUGGACCGAACUAACUACAAUUUCCAUUUUAUGGAAAUGAAUACGCGCCUCCAGGUAGAACAUCCUGUUACAGAAGCAAUUACUGGAUUAGAUCUUGUUGAAUGGCAAUUGAAAGUGGCUGCCGGUGAAGGGCUUCCCCUUAAACAAGAGGAAAUCCAUCUUCGUGGACAUGCUUUUGAAACUAGGAUUUAUGCGGAAACUCCGAGAAAUGAUUUUUUACCUGGUGCAGGAAAUCUGUCCUAUUUGAGAACACCCGAGACAUCAGAGAAUGUUAGAGUCGAAACUGGCGUCAAGGAAAAUGACGAUGUACUCGUUCAUUAUGAUCCGAUGAUAGCAAAAUUGGUCGUUUGGGGAUCCGAUAGAAAUGAAGCACUUAGAAUUCUUAGAUCAAAACUUUGCGAAUACAAUAUAACCGGAAUUGAUACAAAUAUUGAAUUUAUUAAAGAUCUAUGCCUACAUCCAGAUUUUCAAAAUGGAAAAGUUCACACGGGUUUCAUAGCAGAAAAUAAUAAAGAUUUAUUCCCAGAUUUACGGAUUCCUAAUGAAAUAUUAAUUCAGGGUGCCCUUGCAUUAAUCUUAUACGAGGAAAUGAAUGCCUUAAGUAUAUCUUUAAAAACGAAUAAUCCUUUUAGUCCAUUUGCGACAGAAACUGGACUGAGAUUUAAUCACAUUUUAAAUAGAACAUUCAAAUUUGCUAUCGACAAUAAAUGUAUGGAAGUUAGCGUUAAAUAUGUCGAGCCAGAAACAUUUUCUAUGAGAACCAACAAUAUUGGACCAUGGAGGAGAGUGACUGGUACAUUGAAAAAAAGAAAUAAUGCGUUAGAAUUAAAUGCAGAAAUAGAUGGAAUAAUUGGGAGAACGAGAGUUACAAAGCUUGAAAAUACAUUGCACUUAUUUACUAACACGCGAGAGUGGCGAUUAAACAUGGCCAAUCCUAAAUUUUUAUCUGAACUGACGAAAAAUGUACAACUGGAAGAGUCUUCCGCAGUAAUCAGUCCAAUGUCGGGUAUAAUAGAUAAAGUAUUUGUUAAACGUGGUGAUAAAAUUAAACAAGGCGAUGCAUUAGUCGUUAUCGUUGCUAUGAAAAUGGAAUAUGUCAUUAAAGCACCUGCCGACGGAAUUGUCGAAGAUGUUCCCUGCACGGUUGGUGAUAAAGUUUCAAAGGACGAACUAGUCGUCAAACUGUCGGAGUAAACUUCCAAUAUAAGAUAAAAUUAAUAUAUUUUGUUGAAAGAUUUAAUAAAAUAAUUUUUAUCAUUUGCAAUUAAAAAUAAUUAUUAUA
This is a messenger RNA of Vespa velutina, 2432 nucleotides long. It is a transcript of the gene Mccc1, whose product is annotated as methylcrotonoyl-CoA carboxylase subunit alpha, mitochondrial. Bases 227 to 2344 code for a protein of 705 amino acids. Gene Ontology annotation, cellular component: mitochondrion. The transcript is spliced from 9 exons. Gene Ontology annotation, molecular function: methylcrotonoyl-CoA carboxylase activity; metal ion binding; ATP binding. The record is from RefSeq and is a predicted model, not a curated record. NCBI's taxonomy places the organism in Eukaryota, Metazoa, Arthropoda, Insecta, Hymenoptera, Vespidae.